Molecule: messenger RNA, 1110 nt
Organism: Nylanderia fulva
Lineage: Eukaryota; Metazoa; Arthropoda; Insecta; Hymenoptera; Formicidae
Source: RefSeq, a predicted model, not a curated record
UCGAACAUCGUCGUGGUAGAUAUAAUAUUUUUAAUAAAGUGUGUGAAUAUAUUAUAUUCUUCCAAGAUUGCAAACUUCCAAAGCAUUAAUUUGCUGCAGUUCAUUUUUAAAACAACAUAUAGUUUUAAUUAAUAUAAUUUUCCAAUUAACAUUCUGUUUCGAAAUAUUCGGAUGAAUUAUUACCAGGAAAUUAUAUUUUAAAUAUUAAAUAUAAUGGUUUUACUGAUGACGUCUUUAGAAUUUUCGACAUGAAAAAAAAAACUGCUUGGUAGCUGCUACUCAUUUUCAUAUAAUAGGCGCCCGACAAAUGUCGAAAUCAUGUUGGGAUCAAAAGUAUUUAUACUCAGGAGCAACCUUUAACAUAUCUAUAGGAUGUUAUCAAUGCACGGCUUUGUCAAAUAUGCCAUUGCGAAAUACGGAAGAAAAUAAGUACAAUAUGUUAUGGACACACUUUGAUACCACACCUGCAAUGUCGCCGUAUCUUGCAACAAUAAUUGUGUCCAAUUACUUAACACGUAUUGAUAAUAAUACUCAACAUAUUCAAAUAUGGUGCAGAAACGAAACUGUAUUUCACAUGGAAUUUGCAAAAAAUGUAGCUGAAAAUAUCACGUUGUUCUAUAAAAAUAAAUGGAAACAACAUUCGAACAAUAUUUCGAAUGUGACUCAUGUUGCAAUACCAAAUUUCCCUGAUAAUGACAUAACAGUUUUGGGACUUGUUUUUUAUAACGAAAUGGAUAUCGUUUACGAUAAAAAUUUAUAUCCUGUUGCUCACAAAAUCGAAGUAAUUCAAUUAGUAGGACAUAAAGUGACACAGCAUUGGUUUUAUAAUCUGAACAAUCCAUUUAAAUUGGCUUGGUUUAAUAAAGCUCUUACUACAUUGCUUGCAACGUAUACUGUCAAUGAGAUUUAUCCAGAUAAUCGAAUAAUAAAUUUAUUUGUUGUUCAAAAUCAACAUACUUCUUUUAUUUGGAUGAUUAUGAUAUGUGGAAUUCUACUUCACAAGAUGACAGUUUAUUGAAAAUUCGCGCUUCCAUCAGAGCACCCUUUAUAGUGCGCAUGAUAGAAUACGCCGUCACCAAAGUAAUAUUUUGGAAUAGCAUUCGAUCAUAU